Messenger RNA from Solea solea (common sole), 2284 nucleotides. Its product is annotated as junctional adhesion molecule A-like. The coding region runs from base 182 to 1078 and encodes 298 amino acids. The record is from RefSeq and is a predicted model, not a curated record. Lineage: Eukaryota; Metazoa; Chordata; Actinopteri; Pleuronectiformes; Soleidae. Gene Ontology annotation, biological process: intestinal absorption; establishment of endothelial intestinal barrier; regulation of membrane permeability. Gene Ontology annotation, cellular component: bicellular tight junction. The transcript is spliced from 10 exons.
UAACUCAGACGGACUCUUUCCGUGUAGGUACGCCGAGUCACAGGUGGCAACACCGAUACUGUUGCUCAGAAGUGGGGUAUAUUAUCAUAUACGUGGUUUUUAUUCGACGCAAGCAGCGUGAGUGUUUCUCUCGUUGUUCCAGGAGUGUUAUUUAAGAGGAGCCACGUCGUGCAACACAAACAUGUUGGUACACAGUGUGUUGGUUUCGGUGACUUUGUUCCUCUGGGCAGCGACAGGUGUUAAUGGCUAUUCAGUCACUACCAAAAAUGCUGAGGUGCAGGUGAGGGAGAAUGAAGGCACUGACCUGACAUGUACUUACUCGGCAGACUUUGGUUCAGAGGCCAGAGUUGAGUGGAAAUUCAAAAACCUAGCAGGCUCACAAACAUAUGUGGUUUUUAAUGGUCAACCAACACAAACAUAUUCCAACCGUGUGACGAUUUAUGGAAGCAACAUUAGAUUCUCGAAAAUGACCCCUAAAGAUACUGGAGUGUAUGACUGUGAAGUGUCGGGCAAUGGUCAGUUUGGGGAAACCAGAGUGAAGGUGACUGUUUUGGUGCCUCCAUCUAUGCCUGUGUGUAGGGUCCCUCCCACUGUGACAACGGGUAAGACAGCCCGCUUGUCCUGCCAUGACAACAUUGGCUCACCUCCUCCCAACUACAGGUGGUACAAAGACGGCACACUUCUGCCUCCGGAUCCAAGCAAGAUUUCUGGCUUCAAAAAUGCCACCUACCAUCUAAACACAGAGAACGGCAACCUGGAGUUUCCCAGAGUGACCAAGAUGGACUCAGGUCAGUACUACUGUGAGGCGUACAAUGACGCUGGUCCUCCGCAGCGCAGUAAAGAAGCUAAGAUGCAAGUCCGUGACGUAAACACAGGAGGAAUUGUUGCUGGCGUAAUUGUGGCUCUGCUGCUAUUGGCCCUCCUGGGAUUUGGACUUUGGUAUGCACACAAGAAAGGAUACCUGCCCAAGAAAGAUGAAAGUAAACCAAAACCGAACGUGGUCUACCAGCCUCCAUCAUUGUAUGGCGGUGAAGAUGAUGAUGGAGAAUUUAAACAGAAGUCAUCAUUUGUGGUGUAGUCUUCAAGAAGAGGUCAAUACAGGAGAACACCUUGGGUUUUAAAUGGCUUUGAGCUUGUAUUUAUCCAGAUUUUCGAUUGAGUGGAUUUCUUAUUUACUCCAGCUAGAAAUAAGAUGUUAUUAAAUGAGCUGUGACUCAUUUUAGCCUCAGGCCCUGUGUAUGUAUGUUUAUAUAGGUUGUGAUCGUUUUCUGCCUCCCAAGAGAGCUAAGUUGUGUUGAAAUUGUGCAUCUGGUUGUAAAUACAGGAUGUCAUAUCUAGUACACCACCACUACUGUGGCGCAAAAGGGUACAUGGAGUUUUUUUUUUUUUUCUGUGCAAAGGCAGUCAAAGCUCAACAGACAGCAUUUUUCAGCCACUGUUGUGUCUUGAUAAAACUUUUUAGACAUUCAAAUUUACAUUGCAUUUAUUGACUUAUCUUUCUUUUUUCUAGUAUAACCUAACUCUACUUACUCUGUGCAUUGUGUUUGUCUCUUUUUUUGUUUUGUUUUUUACACAAAGCAGAAGCUGUUGUAAAGUAUCUUUCUAUCAUGGUGUAUUAAGAUUCCCUUCCCUGUGAAUACUAUGAACUCAUUUACAUUUGUAAUUACUUUUGUCAUGUAGAAUUUACAAACCAGAAGUAGUUUUCACUGAACUUCUCAACACAAAACUGGCAAAUCUUUAUUUGAUGUUCUUGUGAUUGUUGGAACAGAGCUACGUGUAAGAUAUGGGAAUAUUUGUCCACUGGUGUUUAAAAUGCGUACCAUGAUCCAAAUUUAAAAUAUUGCUGAGCUUUGUCUCCCCUUAAUUGAAUACCUGUCUGGGAGAAAUUUAGCCACAUUGACAUAUGUCCUCAUGUUCCUCUCUGCUUCCAGCGCCCACAUUUUUAAAUGAGUAAUCAGUUUUACAUUUAUUAAUAACCAAUUUACUAAUUUGACAUUUUUUAAAGGUACAGUGCCUUUUAGAUUCACUAAGCUCAUGCAUUUUUUUUUUUUGUCAUAAUAUGUUUAACAUUUUAAAUGCACAUUUUGAUAAUUUAUAGUUGAACUACAUAUUUUGUCUGUCUUUUGUGGGAAAUACAUUUACAAACUUGAUCAUUAGAUUCAGUACAUCAGUAAACUUUGACAUCAAAUUGUCUAUGGUUACCCACAUGUUUGUAAGCAUCACAUGCAGCCUUCCCUAAGAUUGUCACUUUGGUAUAUGUUGCUUAAUAAAAAAAUUGUUUUUA